AUGUUAUCAUCAAUACUACAUUUACUAGCACAAAUGGGCUUAAGGGAUUUAACUUUCCAUUUCCAAAAAAGGCAUUUGGUGAUAACUUCUUGUGCUCUGCAGGGUAAAAUUUGGACAGAUUUUCAUCAAUCAAGAUUCAACAUGAACCGAAUCUUACUCAGAGUUACGUACGUUCAAGAGCAGCAGAGCACCAUUCCCCUUCAUCUUCAAAAAGAUAAUCUAUCCUUUGUGUCUAAGUGGCUACUGAUUAAGAGUUUUUAUGCUUUUUAUGCUUUUUGUUUUUUUCCCCUCUCUUCUUUUUGUUUUGUUUUUUUUUUCCUUGAAGUUUAGGCCUUUACUGUUCCUAUUGCUUUCUUCACUAGACGUUUAAGAUGUGCUCUUACAGCCUGCUUUUACAGAUCUUUGAAUAAAGAAUGUUUUUACCCUCUCUCAUUUUAAUCUUGUGCUCUCUAUAGUAUGCUUCAUUCCAUCAAACUAAGAAUGUGAAAAACGAUUUACAUAGAGCCUUGGUUACCUGAGAUAUAUAGCAAAAGCCCAGGAAAGAAGGAUCAUAGGAUACUAACCUUUUGUAACUGUCCCAGCAGUUCCACUGCAGGUAACCAUUUUCCUUCGAGAAACAAACUCUAUGUUCAGGUGGAUAUUUCGGCAACAGCUCUCAGUCUAAUAGCUUCACUCUGAUAGUUGGUGGCUGUUCUUGUUUGAUGUGGCUCUGGCUUGAACAUGAAGUAGCUCCCACUAGUGGUCAAUGCCAUGACUGAAACCCGAAACAUUGUGACUUUCGUGGAACCAAACACCAUGAACUUGACCCAUCCGCCAAAAGCUCCAAGACCAAUGAGGCCCACGCAACUAAGACCUACAACCCUUUCGAACCAUAACACCCUUCUAAGUUCUAACAACUGCACAAGCACAUUGACUAGGCGUAAGAAUACAAUUUUGAAUUUUCCCACUUCUCACAAAAUCCCACACCAAAAGAAAGAGAAACACCAUCAAUUAAAAUACUUAGAAUUUUGUCCACAAAGCCCCAGUUAAACAGAUUCUAUCACCUUUCCACUUUUCUCAGCAAAUGAACCAACCGCGUAAUAAUUGGCCUCACCCAACUGCCUAUUUCUGGGCCUUCAUCUGCCCUACAGAACCAAGUGCUGUGUCUUCCGCUUGGUCAAGGAUUUUCAAGAAAAGUAACCAUUCAGAAAAAGGACUAAGCAAGCUCCAAAGUGUCCAAAGACUAAAUUUUCAAGAAAAAAAAAAUGGAGAAAUGAACUUCUCAUUGAUUUGAUAAUAUUCCAACAGCCUCAAAAGUGGCUAAGUCCCCAGGAUUGGCCAGGAGAUUCUAUAUUCAAAAUAUAAAAAUAUUAAAAGCAGAUACUAGUCCUAACCAAAAUUUCAAAACAAAAAAUCGCAAUAUUGAAAUUAAAAUUUAACCACCGCUGGAAGAAAGGACAACUGCAAGAUCCA
Messenger RNA from Ilex paraguariensis (yerba mate), 1452 nucleotides. The record is from the annotation of a GenBank genome assembly. Lineage: Eukaryota; Viridiplantae; Streptophyta; Magnoliopsida; Aquifoliales; Aquifoliaceae.